Molecule: messenger RNA, 1561 nt
Organism: Camelina sativa (false flax)
Lineage: Eukaryota; Viridiplantae; Streptophyta; Magnoliopsida; Brassicales; Brassicaceae
Source: RefSeq, a predicted model, not a curated record
UAUGCAGCGAAGCGAAAGAAGAUGGUCGUCGGUCGGUCGGUCGGUCGGUCGGUCGGUGGAAUUAAUUUUUUUUUUUGGUUAGCUUCUCUCGACCAAGAAAAAAAGAAAAAAAUCCCCAGAUCCCGAAUAGGAGUUCUUCAUUCGAUUUAUAAGAUCUAUCUGGGUUUUACAUAGAGCGUAGUAGUGUAAUAGUAUGAGGAGGCGAGGAGAUAGUUUCAGGAGAGCUGGCCGUCGGAAGAUCUCGAAUGUAGUCUGGUGGGUACUCUCUGCUUUUGUCCUCUUGCUCUUCUUCCUCCUUGUCUCCAAAGCUCGUCAUAUUGAACCCAGACCCUCCAUUCCCAAGCGACGCUACCGUAAUGACAAAUUUGUAGAGGGUAUGAACAUGACUGAGGAAAUGUUGAGUCCUACUUCCGUUGCUCGUCAAGUUAAUGACCAGAUCGCUCUUGCUAAAGCCUUCGUUGUCAUUGCUAAAGAAAGUAAGAAUCUUCAGUUUGCUUGGGACUUGAGUGCUCAGAUCCGUAACUCUCAGCUGCUCUUGUCCUCUGCUGCCACUAGUAGAAGGCCCUUGACUGUCUUGGAGUCCGAGCCUACUAUUCGUGACAUGGCUCUUCUCUUAUACCAAGCCCAGCAGCUGCUUCACUACGAUAGUGCCACCAUGAUUAUGAGGCUCAAGGCCUCCAUCCAGUCUCUUGAAGAGCAGAUGAGUUCCCUUGCUGACAAGAGUUCCAAGUACGGACAGAUUGCUGCCGAGGAAGUCCCCAAGAGUCUCUACUGUCUUGGUGUUCGUCUCACUACCGAAUGGUUUCAGAACCUACAGACUAAGGAGAGAAGCCUCAAGGCUGAUGAUUCCAACAAGCUCACCGAUAACUCGCUCUACCAUUUCUGUGUCUUCUCUGACAACAUCAUUGCUACCUCUGUUGUGGUUAACUCCACUGCUCUCAAUUCCAAGUCCCCUGAGAAAGUCGUGUUUCAUCUUGUCACCAACGAGAUCAACUACGCUGCAAUGAAGGCUUGGUUCGCCAUGAGCAUGGACAACCUCAGAGGAGUCACCGUGGAGGUUCAGAAAUUCGAGGAUUUCUCUUGGCUCAAUGCUUCCUAUGUCCCUGUCCUCAAGCAGCUCCAAGAUUCUGAUACGCAGAGCUACUACUUCUCUGGGCACAACGACGAUGGCCGCACGCCAAUCAAGUUCAGAAACCCCAAGUAUCUUUCCAUGCUCAACCAUCUUAGGUUCUACAUCCCGCAAGUGUUCCCUGCGCUCAAGAAGGUGGUCUUUCUUGAUGAUGAUGUUGUUGUUCAGAAGGAUCUUUCCGCUCUCUUUUCCAUCGAUUUAAACAAAAAUGUCAACGGGGCUGUUGAGACAUGCAUGGAGACCUUCCACCGCUACCACAAGUACUUGAACUAUUCCCAUCCCCUCAUCCGCUCUCACUUUGAUCCAGAUGCGUGUGGCUGGGCGUUUGGGAUGAACGUCUUUGAUUUAGUUGAAUGGAGGAAGAGAAAUGUGACCGGCAUAUACCACUACUGGCAAGAAAAGAAUGUGGACCGCACCCUAUGGAAACUUGGC